AUGGAAACAAGAGUAAAAUCAAAAAACUGCUUUGUUAUCAAAACUCAAUUUACUUAAUAAAUAUUGUCGAACCCCUCUCCAAAAUAACGUAGCCAAAGAUAUUUUACAAAAGUACCCACAAAUAGGGAAUAAAAACCAAGUGUCAUAAAAUUACUAUCACUUAAUGAAAUAAAAUCGAACUUAGAAAUGUAUUUUAGAAUGUUACUCAUUUUAUAGUCACAAAAGAAGUCGAAGUUCUGAAUCUACAUAUGAAGGAAGUUUAAAUAAAAGAUGUUAAUUUAUAUUUUUAACUUUUACUCACCAAAAACCAAAAUACCAAAGACAUAGACUUUGCAUUAAAAUGUGGAGAAAAUUGAUCCUUUGCGUUUAGGCCAUCCUUUUUAUGUUUAAAGUUGCAUUAGUUGAAUACAAGAUAAGAAGUAGUUCACCACCAAAAAUGUCAAUUUGCCAAUAAUUAAUCCAUCACCAUCCCUACCCAGAAAGUCCCUCUAACAGAAAAAGAAAGAAGAGUUCAAGUGUAGAAACCAAAAAUAGAAAUUGUAGUUUUGGUGAAAAGAUUCAAACUUUGAUUCUUCUCUAAAAAUCGAAAUUAGAUGCUCAAAGAAAUAGUACUUAUCUAAGACAAAUGAAAAACCAAGAUAUAAGAUUAACUCGCUUGAUCAGUUAAAAAGCAGCAAGCACUCACUCUCUACACAUCAAUUCUCUACACACAACAAUCGACAAUUCCAAGUAGUUACCCUCUAUAAAUAAAGUGGAGUAUUUUGAAAGACCCCUCCUAAUUUCAUCCUCAUAAAAAAAAUUUUCUCUAAAAAUAAAGAAAAUACAUUGA
This is a messenger RNA of Paramecium octaurelia, 829 nucleotides long. Lineage: Eukaryota; Ciliophora; Oligohymenophorea; Peniculida; Parameciidae. The record is from the annotation of a GenBank genome assembly.